AUGUAAUGGAUAGGUUUUGAAAUUGGGAGCUAGGGCAAAGACUUGCAAUAUGAGAUUUUUAUGAGUAUCAUUUUUCUCUUUCUCAUUCACCAUUUUUGAGCUGCUAAGGAUGGAGCUCAUCACAAGCACCAUGAGGAUGCAGGCUUCUUUCUUCACCUUUGCUACAAUGGUUGCUUUGUUCUCCCACAGUUUGGUCAUCCCUGUAAUGUCCACCUCUGAGUAUUACUCUCCUAAACCCAGCACAGCCAUAACCCCUCCAGCAGGAGACUCACCAGCCAACAUUAAUUGCAACACUCCUCCACAUGGCGGCAGUGGUGGUGGCGGAGGAGGCAGUGACGGUCAUCACGAGCCUUCCACCCCUUCCAGAUCUCCUCCGUCCGGCCACCACGAUGGCGGUGGCGGAAGUGGCGGAUACCAUUAUUCUCCACCACCAUACACUCCAACUACCCCCACCCCGACUAUUCCUACCCCGAAGACUCCCGUCGUAACUCCAACAACGGACCCCCACACCACAACCCCGAGCACCCCCAACCCCACCCCAACCCCAACCACUCCUACCUAUACCCCAAGGACACCCACUGUGGCCCCACCAACUGUCCCCCAUACCCCAGCUAUUCCCAUCCCUACCACCCCUCCAUCUGUCGGAACCCCCCCUUUUCCAUUCCCAAACACGCCUCCAUUCUCAUUUGACCCAAGGAUUCCAAGCUCAUCUGGGCCCUUCCCAUGCACAUUUUGGAGGAUGCACCCCACAAUGAUAUGGGGAAUAAUGGGGUGGAAUGGGAACACGGUGAGCAGCACGUUCGGGGUAGGCAACGUUGGAGGGUUCGGCGCGGGGAUGAACUUGCUGGAGGCACUUUCCAACACGAGGACAGACGGAUUCGGGGAACUGUACAGGGAAGGCACGGCGGCGUUGCUGAACUCCAUGGCCAGCAAUGGCUUCCCUUUCUCAGCACAGCAAGUCAAGCUCAGCUUUGGCCGUGCCGCUCUCAGCUCCAAUGGGGAUGCCGCCGCUGCUCAAGCCCAGCUCUUCAAGAUGGCUAACGAGGGACGCUACAAACCCGCCAGCCCUUAAUUUGGAUAUUUGUCUAAUUAGUUUGUUGUCGUUGUGUUAUUAGUACGUAUCUUGGGAGGUUUCAUGGAUGCACUUUAUUGUUG
Molecule: messenger RNA, 1155 nt
Organism: Cuscuta campestris
Lineage: Eukaryota; Viridiplantae; Streptophyta; Magnoliopsida; Solanales; Convolvulaceae
Source: the annotation of a GenBank genome assembly